GCUCCACAUCAGCAGGAGGGGCGAGGUGGCUGAUCCGCCGGUAUCAUGGCUUCCUAACAUUGAGAGGAAAACAACCAUUUUGCUCGAAUGCCCGACAGAUUAUCGCCCUUCACCAGAACAUUGGAUUGAGACAGAGGGUCUCGCCCCUCGCCCCCUUUCUCCCCCCUAAGGCCGCCCCUAGGCUCCAGGAUAUACUUUUUUUUUUAUUGUAUUGGUGAAUUUCCAUUCGUAAACCCGCUGAAGAUGGCCGACCCGGCGGAGUGCACCAUCAAAGUGAUGUGCCGCUUUAGGCCCCUGAACAGCUCCGAGGUGGUGAGAGGAGACCGAUACAUUCCCAAGUUUCAAGGGGAAGAGGACGUUAUUAUCGGGGGCAAACCGUACAUGUUCGACAGAGUGUUUCAGUCGAACACCACACAAGAACAGGUUUACAACGCCUGCGCCCAGAAGAUUGUGAAAGAUGUUCUGGAGGGAUACAAUGGGACAAUUUUUGCAUACGGCCAAACGUCAUCUGGCAAAACGCACACCAUGGAGGGGAAUCUCCAUGACACGGAUGCAAUGGGCAUCAUCCCCCGGAUAGUUCAAGAUAUCUUCAACUACAUCUACUCCAUGGAUGAAAACCUGGAGUUCCAUAUCAAAGUUUCAUAUUUUGAAAUUUACUUAGACAAGAUCCGGGAUCUUUUGGAUGUGUCGAAGACCAACCUGUCGGUGCACGAAGACAAAAACAGAGUCCCGUACGUCAAGGGCUGCACUGAGAGAUUUGUCUGCAGCCCCGAUGAGGUCAUGGAUACGAUCGAUGAGGGCAAAUCAAACCGACAUGUAGCAGUCACCAACAUGAACGAGCACAGCUCCAGGAGUCACAGCAUCUUCCUGAUAAACGUCAAACAGGAGAACACUCAGACAGAGCAGAAGCUCAGCGGCAAACUCUACCUGGUGGAUCUGGCUGGCAGUGAAAAGGUCAGUAAAACGGGAGCAGAGGGAUCUGUGCUGGAUGAAGCCAAGAACAUCAACAAGUCUCUGUCGUCUCUGGGAAACGUCAUCUCCGCUCUGGCCGAAGGAACGGCCUACAUCCCCUACAGAGACAGCAAGAUGACCCGUAUCCUGCAGGACUCUCUGGGUGGUAACUGUCGAACCACUAUUAUCAUCUGCUGCUCGCCUUCCUCCUACAAUGAGUGCGAAACCAAAUCCACCCUCAUGUUCGGACAAAGAGCAAAGACCAUCAAGAACACGGUCACCGUGAACGUUGAGCUGACGGCGGAGCAGUGGAAGCAGAAAUAUGAGCGGGAGAAGGUGAAGAAUACGACCCUGAGGAACACCGUCACCUGGUUGGAGAACGAGCUCAACCGCUGGAGGAACGGUGAAAGCGUGCCGGUGGAGGAGCAGUUCGACAAGGAGAAGGCCAACGCCGAGGUGCAGGCCCUGGACAACAUAAUCAACGAGAAGCAGGCCUCCACGCCCAACGUGCCGGGCGUCCGCCUCACCGACGUGGAGAAAGACAAGUGUGAGGCCGAGGUGGUCAAGCUCUACAAACAGCUGGACGACAAGGACGAGGAAAUCAACCAGCAGAGCCAGCUGGCUGAGAAGCUGAAGCAGCAGAUGCUGGACCAGGAUGAGCUUCUAGCCUCCUCCCGCCGCGAUCACGAGAACCUCCAGGCGGAGCUGAACCGCCUGCAGGCGGAGAACGAGGCCUCCAAGGACGAGGUGAAGGAGGUGCUGCAGGCUCUGGAGGAGCUCGCCGUCAACUACGACCAGAAGAGCCAGGAGGUGGAGGACAAGACCAAGGAGUUUGAGGCCAUCAGCGAGGAGCUGAGCCAGAAAUCGUCCAUCCUGUCCUCUCUGGACUCUGAGCUUCAGAAGCUAAAGGAGAUGUCCAACCAUCAGAAGAAGAGGGUGACCGAGAUGAUGUCGUCGCUGCUCAAAGACCUCGCUGAGAUCGGCAUCGCCGUGGGCAGCAAUGACAUCAAGCAACACGAGGGCAGUGGCCUGAUAGACGAGGAGUUCACCGUGGCCCGCCUCUACAUCAGUAAGAUGAAGUCAGAGGUGAAGACCAUGGCGAAGCGCUGCAAGCAGCUGGAGGGAACCCAGUCAGAGAGCAACCAGAAGAUGGACGAGAACGAGAAGGAGCUGGCUGCCUGCCAGCUGCGCAUCUCCCAGCAUGAGGCGAAAAUCAAGUCCCUGACGGAGUACCUGCAGAACGUGGAGCAGAAGAAGAGGCAGCUGGAGGAGAACGUGGACUCUCUGAAUGAGGAGCUGGUGAAGCUCAGCGCUCAGGAGAAAGUCCACGCUAUGGAGAAGGAGAGUGAGAUCCAGACUGCCAAUGAAGUCAAGGAGGCGGUGGAGAAGCAGAUCCACUCUCACCGCGACGCUCAUCAGAAGCAGAUCAGCAGCCUGAGAGAUGAGCUGGACAAUAAGGAGAAGCUCAUCACCGAGCUGCAGGAUCUGAACCAGAAGAUCAUGCUGGAGCAGGAGAGGCUCAGAGUGGAGCACGAGAAGCUCAAAUCCACCGACCAGGAGAAGAGCCGCAAGCUGCACGAGCUCACGGUGAUGCAGGACAGAAGGGAGCAGGCCAGGCAGGACCUGAAGGGUCUGGAGGAGACUGUGGCCAAGGAGCUGCAGACUCUGCACAACCUGAGGAAGCUCUUUGUCCAGGACUUGGCUACCAGAGUGAAAAAGAGCGCUGAGAUGGACUCUGACGACACCGGCGGCAGCGCGGCACAGAAACAGAAAAUUUCCUUUCUUGAGAACAAUCUUGAGCAACUCACCAAGGUUCACAAACAGCUGGUACGUGACAAUGCAGACCUGCGCUGUGAGCUUCCGAAACUGGAAAAACGCCUUCGCGCUACGGCUGAGCGGGUCAAGGCCCUUGAGUCUGCUCUGAAGGAGGCCAAAGAGAACGCCGCCCGUGACCGCAAGCGCUACCAGCAGGAGGUGGACCGCAUCAAGGAGGCCGUCCGGGCCAAGAACAUGGCCAGGAGGGGACAUUCGGCCCAGAUCGCCAAGCCCAUCCGGCCCGGGCAGCAGCCGGUGGCGUCUCCCACCCACCCAAACAUCAACCGCAGCGGGGGGGGCUUCUACCAGAACAGCCAGACGGUGUCCAUCCGGGGAGGAGGCAGCAGCAGCAGCAGCAGCAUCGCAGGCGGAGACAUUAAGCACGAGAAGAACUAAGAGCGACGGCACUGAAGGACGACACCACUGAAGAAGCCGAUAUCGCCCCAUCUGACAACGCGUCAUUCCAGGACAGCGGACAAGCUCCUCGUCGCUGCUUUGGAGCCACGAAGAAGUCUCUGAAAUAUGACUAUAUUUAUAUAUAUAUAUAUAUAUAUAUAUAAAUUUUCCCGGCCUGUACAGCUCCAUCCACUCCCGCCCCCCAAUUCUCAUCAUGACUUAACUCUUUUCCUCCUGGAUGUAAUAGUAUUAACAAUAAAAACAAAAAAACAAAAAAAAGAACAUUGAAUUUACAAAAGGCAAGAUAAUAUUCGUAUCCACGAGCACCUCAAACGUGGAGCCUGGGCUUCUCUUUUUUUUGUUUUUGCACUAUUGUCAUCCGUGGUGGUCGUCGUCGUGCGAGUGGUUCUGCACUGUGACAACAAACAAAUGAAAACACAAGCUAAAAAUGAUGAGAUGAGAAAAACAAGGAGACCCAGCUCGGCCCUGUAGGCCAACCUCUACGGUUCAUCGCUGAAUGGAAACCGCAAGAGGAGGGAUUAAAUAUAAAAACCCACAACGUGCGACAGCGUAACUGUAGAUUUAUUUAGCUAAACACCUGUCGAGGCCAACUGUUUAUUUUAAAAUAAAACCUGUACUCACUGCUGGUGACUUGAUGAGAAGGAUGUAAAGAAUGUAGGUGGGGAGGGAGGAAGAGGAUGAUCCGGUCAACACAAGACGCGCACACACUUAGCACAGCCCAUGCUACGUAGCUAUAUGUGCUUUGGCCACUGGUCUCAGUGGUUUGUGCCGCUGGGAGCUCUCAGACUGAGAUGUCACACACGGGCGGCUUCUCGCGUCGCCACUUUCCUUCAUUUCAUGAUUUUUCUCCAGGGAUGCCCCGCCUCUGUUGUUCUGGGGGGGGGGAUUCUCCUUUCUUUCUUUCUUUGGUCUUCCCUCCCUCUCACUUGGUUGUUUCCAAGAGAUUUUAGGACCUGUAACUGUGCGUGCCCUUUUUUGGUUGUAAGUUUGCAGAAAGCAAUGCGUUUCGCUGGGUUUCUAUGUACUGUAUCUCUGUUGUUGUUCCAUUGAUGCUUGAUUGGGGGGGGGGGGCGCUGACCCUUGCUGCUGAUCAGCCAGUCAGGGGAGAGCAGGGUCUAUGAUUGCACAACCAUCAAACUAAAUCUAGUCGAGGGUUUUGGGAUUCAUUAUAUUUUAUUGUCUUUGUUGUGAUUUUUAAUUCCCACCUUGUUUUUGUUUUUUAACCCGGUAAAGCUCCGCUGCAUCGGCCAAGAGCCCGUUGGGAUUGUCAGCCCGGCUUGACGACACUUACCAUCUCGCGCAAGUGCAAUACACUGAAAAGAAUACACUGUAUGUCAGGAUGGGUUUGCAGCCCCCACCUCCCCCACUCCUCUUGAUUGUUGCUUACCUUUGGCCCCCUGUAGGACUAGAAAAGCUAGACGGUGACUCGGCAGGUCUAUCGCUCGCAGCAGAGGAGACAUCGGAUGCGUCAAAAAGCUUUUAGAAAGUUUCUAACUACAGCCUGUUUUUGCUGAGACUAGUGCAACAACUCUAGCUUAAAAAAAAAAAAAAAAAAAAAAAGGCUGGGGGGAGGGGUUGAUUUCUCUCCAUCGGUGUCUGCUGUUAACGGGAGAGUCGGUUUGAUGGCACUUCUUCACCUCGUGUGCACUCCGUGUGUGGCUGUUUCUGGUUUAUUCCCUCUGUGUAAUCUUCAACAUUAGUUAAGACUUUGCAGCAUGGACCUCAACAUGUUUAUCCUUUGACCUGUCACCAAAACUGGACGUGAAAUGAGGGAGGGGGAGUGGAGGUGUAACUGAUAAUAAAGAACCCAGCAAAGAAUAGUAAAGGUGUUGACCUGAAUUGGAUCGCCCAUUAAUUCUAAAUUUGAAAACAAAGUGUAGCCACUUUUUUUUAUUACUGUGUAAUAGUUGGUCAUUUUUUAGAGGGUUUUGAGGAUCCAUCAGUGGACAAGGUACUGGAUCAUUCCUGGACAACUGGGACGCAAAGAGCAAAGACUUGAGAUGGGAAGUUCAUGACAUCAGUUUUGGAUUGAUUGCAUGAUGUAAAUGUAUGUGUGAUUAAAUAAUUAUGAGAAAGCA
Messenger RNA from Gasterosteus aculeatus aculeatus (three-spined stickleback), 5261 nucleotides. RefSeq names its product kinesin-1 heavy chain. NCBI's taxonomy places the organism in Eukaryota, Metazoa, Chordata, Actinopteri, Perciformes, Gasterosteidae. Gene Ontology annotation, biological process: microtubule-based movement. Gene Ontology annotation, molecular function: ATP binding; microtubule motor activity; microtubule binding. The record is from RefSeq and is a predicted model, not a curated record.